Messenger RNA from Trifolium pratense (red clover), 817 nucleotides. RefSeq names its product polyubiquitin. NCBI's taxonomy places the organism in Eukaryota, Viridiplantae, Streptophyta, Magnoliopsida, Fabales, Fabaceae. The transcript has 5 exons. Gene Ontology annotation, molecular function: protein binding. The record is from RefSeq and is a predicted model, not a curated record. Bases 232 to 543 code for a protein of 103 amino acids.
AUAAAUGUAUGUACAAAAAAAAAUUGAGAUGAGAUGAGAGGGGUGAAGCAGAUUUGAGAGCAAAUUGGCUUAAGCAACCGAUCUAACUCAUAAUAAGUGAGAAGAUUCACUGAGAACAGAACAAUAAUCAUCUUUUCGAAUUCAAAUUUCGUUUUGAUAGAUUUCUAAUUCUUGACUGCAGAACUCUUCAAUUUCGUUGCCAACUAUAAACACCUGAUUCAACCGUAACAAAUGGAUAUGUACAUUCGCAUUAAGCGUGAUAAGACAACAUAUUUCAUCCGGUGUAAGCCAUCUGACAAAAUUCUUGACAUAAAGGAGAAAUUACAAGAACUAAUCGAUCAACCUGUUAAUGACCAACGGUUAAUUCUACCUGGUACUGGCGAAGUAUUAGAGGACGCUAAGACUCUGGCUGAUCAAAAGAUUGAAACUGAUGCUGUUGUUGCACUGACCUUGAGGAAAGAUGAUAAUGAGUUUGAGGAAGUCAACAUUGUUCGACCAAAUGAUUUCUAUCAGACAAGGGAUGCAGAGGGUGGCAAUUGGUAAAGCCGUACUCCACCAUAGACUGUGUCACAACUAGUGACUUGGUGAAUUCUGUAAUGACUGGAAACAUUUUGUAGAGAUAAAUGAUGUACUUGUUUGCAUUACACUGAAACUUUGCCUAGAUUGUGAAUCAAUAGAUUGGUCUUAAACCAAUGUGAUGCGAUAGGGCUUAGGUCAUCUAGAAGACACAAACAAUUUACAUAGUAUUGGGGAAGUUAAAGUUUGAAUUUUUUUCUUAAAAGAUUCAAUAUAUGGUUGAUUAUUAUUAUUAUUAUUA